AUACCCCAACAUUACUUUCUGUCCCUUUUUUAAAGCAUAGUUGGCGACUACAUCCUUUUUUUGUCCACUGAGGCUGAAAAGCCAUGGAACUUUGUCUGACCUCCUCCACAUUAUUCCGAUCACCGGAACUCCCUCUUCUACGCCGGAAAUCUGAGACACCGACCAUUGUUCUCCGGCCAACUCGGCUGACGAUCUCGGCGAAGAAAAGGACAGUGAUCGAAGGAGUGAGCGACGAGAUGAAUGCGAUCGCGUCUCAGAACUUGGACUUCGCUCCCGCUCGAAGGCGCGUUCGAUCGGCCUUCAAGGAUGCUCAACAACAGCUCGAUCAUUGCUUGUUUAAGAUGGCUCCUUCUGGGAUCAGAGAAGAUGAGUGGUAUGAGAGGAAUUCAAAAGGUUUGGAAAUUUUCUGCAAAAGCUGGUUGCCAAAACCAGGUGUUCGAAUUAAAGGGGCUUUGUGUUUUUGUCAUGGAUAUGGUGAUACAUGCACCUUCUUCUUUGAAGGUAUUGCUAAGCAUAUUGCUGCUUCUGGUUAUGGUGUUUAUGCUAUUGAUCAUCCGGGUUUCGGCUUAUCUGAAGGGUUGCAUGGUUACAUCCCAAGCUUUGAUGAUAUAGUUGACAAUGUUAUUGAACAGUAUACACUAAUCAAAGGAAGACCAGAAGUGAGAGGGUUACCCCGCUUUAUAUUGGGCCAAUCCAUGGGAGGAGCUGUGGCUCUCAAAGUUCAUCUGAAGGAACCACGGGAAUGGGAUGGAGUUGUCCUUGUAGCCCCAAUGUGUAAGAUUUCAGAGGAUGUGACACCGCCAGAAGCUGUUGUAAAGAUCAUCAGACUUUUCUCUAAAGUUAUGCCGAAAGCCAAGCUUGUACCCCAGAAAGAUCUAGCUGAGCUGGCAUUCAGAGAGUUGAAUAAAAGGAAAAUGGCUCCAUACAAUGUGAUCUGUUACAAUCAUCCAAUGCGCUUAAAGACUGCUGUGGAGCUUUUGAAUACUACGAAGCAUAUUGAAUCACAUGUAGAGAAGGUUUCAUCUCCAUUGCUGAUUCUUCAUGGGGCUUCUGAUAAACUAACAGAUCCGUUAGUGAGCCAGUUUCUUUAUGAGAAGGCUUCAAGCAAGGACAAAACCCUAAAGAUCUAUGAACAAGGUUUUCACUGCAUUCUUGAAGGGGAACCCGAUGACAGAAUAUUUACUGUACUUAAUGAUAUUAUCGCAUGGCUUGAUUCCCGGUGCUCCAUUAAAUAAAAGAGGUCAAUUCAUUUUUCGCCACACACAAUUUCCUUUGUUGAUGUAAUUCCUUUCCUUUCCACCGUGUUUUUUUGCCCUUCCUUCUCCUCUCAUUCUUCCUUCCGGUAGUGUCUUUGCUGCUUUUCUAUUGUUUAGAAUGUUAGGCUCAAUAAAUUCACUCCAAACUGAGUACAAGACUUGAACAGGGAUUUUUAUGUCUUUGACAUUAAUUUUAAGCAGUAUAUAUAUCUGAUUAGUUUUUGUGUGUUU
Molecule: messenger RNA, 1487 nt
Organism: Camellia sinensis
Lineage: Eukaryota; Viridiplantae; Streptophyta; Magnoliopsida; Ericales; Theaceae
Product: alpha/beta-Hydrolases superfamily protein
Source: RefSeq, a predicted model, not a curated record